UGACAGUGCAGCCCAGUGACGCUACGCCCACUGCCGUGUCUGGCUACGUGCCUGCGCGCAGAAAAACUGACAGACACAGCAAGAGCGUAAAAUACUCCGAGGCAAAACAUGGCGAGGUUAAGCGAGCAUGGGAUCCGCCUGAGUUCCAUGAGUCCUUCCUUCCUCAACAGCAACUCCACAAGUCAUACCUGGCCUUUCAGCGCAGUGGCAGAAUUAAUAGACAAUGCAUCUGAUCCUGGUGUAUCUGCUAAACAGAUCUGGAUAGAUGUAGUUGAUGAAGGCGGUCACCUCUGUCUAACGUUCACUGAUAACGGCAGCGGUAUGACCCCCAGCAAACUGCACAAGAUGCUCAGUUUUGGUUUUACAGAAAAGGGCUCAGGUAGGGCCAGUCAGCAGGCCAUCGGCGUGUACGGCAACGGUUUCAAGUCAGGCUCCAUGCGUCUGGGCCGCGAUGCACUCAUCUUCACCAAGAACGGCGGUUGUCAGACUGUGGGAAUGCUGUCUCAGACCUACCUGGAAAACAUCAAGGCCCAGGCCGUCAUCGUGCCCAUCGUCCCCUUCAGCCAGCAAACCAAGUCGCUGGUGGUGACGGAGGACUCAGAGGCGAGCCUGGCAGCCAUCCUCCAGCACUCCAUCAUCAGCUCCCAGGAGCAGAUUCAUGCACACUUUGACUCCAUUCUCUCCAAAAAAGGCACCAAGAUAUUAAUCUGGAACAUCCGCAGGGCCAAAGACGGCAAGCCUGAGAUUGACUUUGAGACCGAUGUGAGUGACUUCCGUUUGCCUGAGAUUCAGAUCGAGGAGCUGAAGAAGGGACUGAGGAACAGUGGAUCUCUGAGAACUGAGCAGAACAUCCCCGACAUGCACUACAGUCUCAGGGCCUACCUCAGUAUUUUGUAUCUAAAGCCAAGAACACAGAUCAUACUGAGGGGGAAGAAGAUUCUUGCCAAGCUGGUGUCGAAGAGGCUGACGCACAUUGAGCAUGACGUGUACAAGCCCCACUUCAGUAAAGAGAAGGUGAAAGUGACCUUUGGGCUGAAUCCAAAAAACAAAGAUCACUAUGGCAUCAUGAUGUACCACAAGAACCGACUCAUUAAAGCUUACGAGAAAGUGGGCUGCCAGCUAAAGACUUCAGGUCAAAGAGCAGGAGUCGGCGUCAUUGGUAUUAUUGAGUGUAACUUCCUCAAACCUGCUCACAACAAGCAAGACUUUGAGUACACCAAAGAAUACAGACUCACCCUUGGUGCUUUGGGCCUUAAACUCAACGACUACUGGAGAGAGGUGACAGAGAAGAAGGCCAGAGAACGAGAGUUUCAGGCUCUAGACAGAGAUGAAGAUGAAGAUGAGAGCGACACUGACGAGGGUCCCGUGUGGUUACAGUGUGAGGAGUGCCUGAAGUGGCGGAGCAUCCCUGCAAGUCAUUACAGUGUUGUUCCUGAGAGCUGGAACUGCAGUCAGAACCCCAAUCCACGUUACAGAAGCUGCUCUUCACCAGAGGAAGCAGAAGAGAACGAGGAGCUGCUGACACCCAGCUACCAGAAAAACCACAAGAGACAAGAGCAUCCUAAAAGCAGAAAACGAGAAAAAUCACUGGAGGUAUGUCAGUUCCAGAACCAAGUGGCAAAACAUCAAACCCUCUCACGUAGUUCAUCAGAGCCGAGCCAGCCCACCUUCCAGUCCCCGCGCACACCCAAUCGAUGCCACGCAGAGGAAAACACACCAGAACACGAUGAGACAGACACAGAUUGUCACACGGACACAAACGAUGACACAGAGACACAAGACAGGACGACAGCCAAGGUCACACACAGGGCCACCAGAAGAGACUCAUUCAUCAAAGAUAAGACACAAACGUCACAAGGUCAGGAGGAGCACGUGGAAAAUGAGGCAAAUUCUCAGAGCCUCGAAGGUAAAGAGACAGACAAAAGUAAAGACACAGACGUGGAGCCAGCAGAGAGAGAGGAGGAGAGCGCAGACAUGUUCAGCCACAAAAGGAAAUCGGGAUUGUUAUUUUGCUAUGGGAAAAAGAAGCCGCGCCUUUGGCCUGAAGAGAUGAAUACUGAGAAACACACACAAGCGCCCGAAACAGUUUCCACGGAGAAGACCAAGCAGGACAAUGGCACCCGAGUAGAGAAACCAGGUGACGCCGCAGCGCAGCAAACGCCCACCAACCUCACCUGGACCCACUCGCUCCCAUCCACCCAGACAGUGAUGGUGUCCCCGUUGAGUCGAACAGAGGGGCAGUGGAGCAGACCGCUGCCUCUCAAAGAGAGUGACCGGGAGGCUAAAGUCCAGAAGCUGGCUGGGUUGGAGAAAGAGGUUCAGGGGCUACGGAGGUUACUGGGUCUGGAAGUCACAAAGACAUCUCAAGGCACGAUGACAACGGCUGAUAGCGACGCUGAAAAGCCAAAAGAACUGCUGCCAGCACCCACGGAGAGCAGAGAGGUCGGCUGCCAGACGGACAUGGGGGAGACUUCUACUUCAUCCAGCAGUCCCUCCCUGGCCAUGCUGGUCCAGGGUCAGAGGGUUGUAUCUGGGUCGAAGGAGCAGACGGAGCCGAACAAACCCUGGAAGGAGAAAACUGAGUCUCAGAGCAGGGUGAGGGCAUGUGAGAGCGAGGCCUGCGAGGACAGCAGGUCGGCGGAGGAGGAUCUGCGCGGCAUCCGCAACAACGUGGUGGUGCUUCUCACAGCCCUCUUGCCCCAGCUGGACCUGGCUGGCAUCAGUCUGGAGACCACAGACGUAGACAACAUCCUGCAGCAGAUCAUAGAGGUCAACUCACUGAAACUAUGAUCAGUAUUGUUAUUAGAUCCAGCAGGUUUCUGUUGGCAGAGAUUCAUAUUUUGCCCAUAUUCUUAUGCAAAGUUUGGGUUGCUAAAACUAUGUCUAAUCCAAAUACACAGUAUACUGUAAUGAUUAUCUUAAUGCUCUCAUUCUUACAUUGUUGCAUUUGGAUGAAGGCUGUAAUAUAAUAUUUUUAAGUCCUUAUGUUCAUCGGUUUACAGACAAAAUACACAGUAAAUAAAGUGCAGCUGGUUGUUGUUGCUUAGUGUAAAAGGGCAUUGCACUAAAACUGAUAUUAGUUUACAGUGCUGAGAGAGAAUGCACUGUUUUGAAUAUUUAAGUUUUUUUCCAAAGGCAAAGAGAAGAACAGUUUAAAGUCUUAGUGGUUAACCCAAGUCUGACUCCACCUGAUUGUCAGACUCUCAGUGGCUGAACACAUACGGCUACUUAGUGGCAGGGGGGGUAUUUAGUGUGUGCUCGUCUAUUUUAAGAAACCGUUUUGUUGUGAACCUCUCUGUUUCAUAUGCUGUACAAAUAUGAGCCUUUUUGAUUUCUUUAAAAAAGUGUGACAUACUGCUAUUGCUUUGUUCUGCCCCUGUGUUAAUUUACUAUUUAAAUUAGUUUUAUAUGUCUGCAGGUCAACAUAUUCUAUUAUAGUCAUGGAGGAAUGCGUGUUUGUAGAUUUGGUCACAUAUCAUUUUAUAAACAAGACUUUUUACAUUUGCAUUAAAAUCAUGAAACCAUG
Molecule: messenger RNA, 3526 nt
Organism: Lates calcarifer (barramundi perch)
Lineage: Eukaryota; Metazoa; Chordata; Actinopteri; Centropomidae
Exons: 17
Coding region: 109-2790 (893 amino acids)
Cellular component (GO): nucleoplasm; nucleus
Molecular function (GO): zinc ion binding; ATP hydrolysis activity
Source: RefSeq, a predicted model, not a curated record